This is a messenger RNA of Pedinophyceae sp. YPF-701, 1014 nucleotides long. The record is from the annotation of a GenBank genome assembly. NCBI's taxonomy places the organism in Eukaryota, Viridiplantae, Chlorophyta, Pedinophyceae.
AUGGGCAAGUCGAGCAAGCGCAACCGCUCCGCGCGGUCCUCCGCGAAGUCGAAGUCGCGUGGGUCCUCGGGUCCCACGAAGCAGUAUAAGUCUCUCAUGGCGGACGACCCGGUCGCGGAGUCAGCGAGCAAUGGUGCAACCGGCGCCGUGGGAGGGCCAGAUGGGGGUGUUCACGCCGCGGCCGGAUCGUCCAAGGGUGAAUCCUCUCCAGACAUCUCGCGCGUCUUCGUGGUUCGCGCCAUCGUCAAAGCCUCGGGCACCCACAGACCCACCGUCAUCCUGGCUGGCGAUCUCGUGUCGCUGACGGGACCGGACAUCUCCGCCGCCGCCAGCACCGACCCUGCGGUGGUGCGCCCGCUCUUCCUGGGAUUCCACAACGACGACGCGGAGCCCGGCGCGGACGGGUCGUCGGCGGAGUCCGCGUCCGCGCGCGUCCUGGGGUCGGACCUGCAACUGACGUUGCGAUACGAGCCGCCGAGCGCGCAGUUCAGCCGGCACGCCGAGGGCAAGUCGUCCUACAGGGUGACGCUCUCGGCGGGCGGGGCGGCGCCAGGGGAGUUCCUGGGGGCGUUCCGGGGCCUCGAGAGCACGCUGCGCAAGGACGAGAAAGGCGGGCUGGUGCUGUGGGGGGGUCUCCAUCUUUUACUCCCCUCCUCGGAGCAGGUCGCGACGCUGUCUGACGCACUGAAGCACGUGGAGGUGCAGAGCGCGGACCUCUCGGCGUGGGGGCGGGUGUGUGCGUCGGCGCAGGAGGCUGCGCGGUGCGCGACGGAGUCGGCAGGAGACACCCCCGCUGCUUCGUGGACACACCCCCCCCCGCAAAGCUCGGCGAGCACGAUCCCGGAGAAGGUCCCCGCGACGCGGACGUGGACCGAGUGGGCAAAGGGCUGGCAGGAGUGGAUGCGGACGCCGGCGGGCGCGGCAGCGACCGCUGCGGGCGCAGUCAUUGCCGUGGCCGGUGCGUCGGCCGUGGUUGCGCAUGUUGUCGGGGCGAGGGCGCGCCGGGCGGGCUGA